AUGUCGUUCUUCCGAGAAGCUUGCCAGCAGCUGCGUCAUAUCCCCAAAACCGCAUCCCGCACAUAUCUCUCUCGCCCGGCGCCCCGACAGUCCCUUUGCCUCGCCGAUUCGUCCCGUCUGCAAUGGUCCAGGAGGAAUAAUGCUACUUGGAAGACAGGGUUGAAUGCGCGGUCAUUUUCAGUUACAGCCAGAGCGCAGCAUGGGCAUUUGACACCACCGAAGCCAGGCGAGGAAAUCAACAUCUCGAUUGUCGACAAGGAUGGCGACAAGCAUGAUCUUCAGGUGGCUGAAGGGGACAAUCUGCUAGACAUCGCGCAGGCCAACGAUCUGGAGAUGGAAGGCGCCUGCGGUGGCUCGUGUGCCUGUUCGACUUGCCAUGUUAUUAUCGAGGACCCCGAUAUGUUCGAAAAGAUGGAAGAACCGUCCGACGACGAGAACGACAUGCUGGAUCUGGCAUUCGGGUUGACAGAGACCUCGCGCCUGGGGUGUCAGGUUCCGAUGAGCAAGGAUCUGGACGGAAUGGUGGUGCGACUGCCGACGAUGACAAGGAAUCUGCAGGCCAGCGACUUUGAACAGAAGUGA
This is a messenger RNA of Aspergillus ruber CBS 135680, 582 nucleotides long. RefSeq names its product ferredoxin family 2Fe-2S iron-sulfur cluster binding protein. Bases 1 to 582 code for a protein of 193 amino acids. Gene Ontology annotation, biological process: positive regulation of oxidoreductase activity; P450-containing electron transport chain. Gene Ontology annotation, molecular function: 2 iron, 2 sulfur cluster binding. The transcript is spliced from 3 exons. Gene Ontology annotation, cellular component: mitochondrion. The record is from RefSeq and is a predicted model, not a curated record. Lineage: Eukaryota; Fungi; Ascomycota; Eurotiomycetes; Eurotiales; Aspergillaceae.